AUGGAGGCAUCUUCUGUGAUUUCCUGCAAGGGGUGUGCCCCCUGGCAGGGGCUCCUGCUCACAGCCUCCCUUUUGACCUGCAGUCACCUUGCCACCUCUGCUCAGCUCCGUGUUGAAGCAGUGCCACCCAGUGUCGCUAAAGGCGAAAGUGUCCUUCUGCUGGUUCACAACCUCCCACAGAAACUUCGAAGCCUCUUCUGGUACAAAGGGGUGAAUGUGUUCAAGAAUCUUGAGGUUGCCCGACACACAAUAGCCACUAAUUCAACUGUGCAGGGACCUGCAUACAACGGUAGAGAGACACUAUACAGCAAUGGAUCCCUGCUGAUCCGCAAUGCCACCCGGAAGGAUGCUGGAUUCUACACCCUACGAACCCUGAGCACAGAUCUGAACGCUGAAGUAGCACAUGUGCAACUCUAUGUGGACACAUGCUGUUUGACCUGUGUUCACCCUCCUGCCCCUGCUCAGCUCCGAAUUGAAGCUGUGCCACCCAGCGUGGCUGAAGGUGGAAGUGUUCUUUUACUCGUCCAUCAUCUCCCAGCGAGUCUUCGAGCCCUUUUCUGGUACAAAGGGGUGAAUGUGUUCAAGAAUCUUGAGGUUGCCCGACACACAGUAGCCACCAAUUCAAGUGUGCAGGGACCUGCAGGCAACGGUAGAGAGACACUGUACAGCAAUGGAUCCCUGCUGAUCCAGAACGUUACCUGGAAUGACGCUGGAUUCUACACCCUACGAACCCUGAGCACAGAUCUGAACGCCGAAGUAGCACAUGUGCAACUCCAGAUGGACACCUCCCUUUCUACCUGCUGUAACCCUCUCACCUCUGCCCCACUCACGAUCAGUCCAGUGCCAAGGAAUCCCGGUAAAGGACAAAAUGUUCUUCUCCGUGUUCAUAAUCUGCCCAAAGAUCUUCGAAUGUUUUUUUGGUACAAAUCUGCGUACAGCACCCAGAACCUUAAAAUUGCAGAAUAUAGCGGAGCCAUGAACUACGUCAGCAGGGGGCCCGCACACAGCCGAAGAAUGACGGUGUACACCAACGGAUCCCUGCUGCUCCAGGACGUCGUUGAGAAAGAUUCAGGGUUUUAUACACUAGAAACUUUAAGCAGAGAUUUCCAAACUGAAAAGACACACGUGCAGAUUCAUAUAAGCCCUUGCAUUCACCCUUCUGCCACUGACCAGCUCACUAUCGAGCCAAUGCCACCCAAUGUUGCUGAAGGGAAAAAUGCUCUCCUACUUGUUCAUAACAUCCCAGAGAACCUUCGGUCCUUUUCCUGGUACAAAGGGGUAGCCACUCUCAAGAGACAUGAGAUCGCGCGGAAUGUCAUAAAAACUAACAAGAGUAGUCUGGGACCUGCAUACACCGGCAGACAGACAGUAUACACUAAUGGAUCCCUGCUGCUGCACAAUGCCACCCGGGAGGACGCUGGAUUCUACACCCUACGAACCCUAAAUACACGGCGUGAAAGUCAAGAAACACACGUGUACCUCCAUAUAUACGGGCCUGUGACACAGCCCUUUAUUCAAGUCACUGACACUACAGUCAGAGAACAGAGCUAUGUGGUUUUCACCUGCUUCUCAGCCGACACUGGAAUCUCCACCCAGUGGCUCUUCAAUAGCAAGAACCUGAAGCUCACAGAGAGGACGACCCUGUCCGCAACCAAGUUCCAGCUCAGCAUAGAUCCUGUCAGGAAGGAGGAUGCUGGAGAGUAUCAGUGUGUGGUCUCCAACCCGGUCAGUUCGAAGACCAGUCUCCCGGUCAGCCUGGCCGUGAUGAAUGAGUGA
Messenger RNA from Psammomys obesus (fat sand rat), 1776 nucleotides. RefSeq names its product carcinoembryonic antigen-related cell adhesion molecule 3-like. Gene Ontology annotation, cellular component: external side of plasma membrane. The coding region runs from base 1 to 1776 and encodes 591 amino acids. The transcript has 6 exons. Gene Ontology annotation, biological process: T cell activation. The record is from RefSeq and is a predicted model, not a curated record. Lineage: Eukaryota; Metazoa; Chordata; Mammalia; Rodentia; Muridae.